This is a messenger RNA of Amborella trichopoda, 912 nucleotides long. NCBI's taxonomy places the organism in Eukaryota, Viridiplantae, Streptophyta, Magnoliopsida, Amborellales, Amborellaceae. The record is from RefSeq and is a predicted model, not a curated record.
AUGGAAUUGGAAAGAAAUGCUGAUGAGGAAGCAAUAAAGUUUGCAUAUAGACGCUUGGCGAAAUAUUACCAUCCUGAUGUAUAUGAUGGUAGGGGGACCCUGGAGGAAGGGGAAACAGCGGAAGCACGCUUCAUCAAGAUACAGGCUGCCUAUGAACUACUCAUAGAUGAGGAGAAGAGGCAACAAUAUGAUAAUGAGCAUCGCGUCAAUCCUAUGAAGGCUUCUGAAGCAUGGAUGGAGUGGCUGAUAAAAAAGCGAAAAGCAUUUGAUCAGCGAGGUGACAUGGCUGUUGCUGCUUGGGCAGAGCAGCAGCAGCGUGAAAUGAACCUUCGUGUGCGCCGUCUCUCCCGAUCAAAGAUUGACCCAGAGGAAGAGAGGAGGAUAUUGGCCAGAGAGAAGAAGGCAUCCAUGGAGAACGUCUCAAAUACUUUGAAAAGGCACACUCUUGUCCUGAAGAAAAGGGAUAUAAUGAGAAGAAGGGCCAAUCAAGAUCAGAAGAAGGUUCUCGAUCAGCUUCUUGCUGCUGAAGGCCUCGAACUUGAGAACGAAGGUGAAGAUGGAGCAUAAACCAAUGUAUCAGAGUAAAGCAAGAGCAGAAAUUUAUUAUACACAACUUAUGUGUCCUUUGGCUCUUGGAAGUGAAGAGUAAACCACUCCAUUGGAACCUUCUUGCAUCAAAAGCUGCUAUAUGGUCCUUUCGAGGUUUUCAGGGGACUAUAAUGUAGAGAGAAGAUGGUCAGGCUCGGGCCCAUGUAAAUAUAUGGAAAUGAUAUACUGAAGCUUUGCUUUUGUAUGGUAUUGAUCCUCAUUAUUAUUGUAUUUGGUUUCACUAAUGAAUGAGAGAAACUCUUAUUCAGCAUCUUACAAAAGUACAAACCAUUAAACCUUGUUAUAAGAAUUUGUUUGCCUUAA